Messenger RNA from Portunus trituberculatus (swimming crab), 5056 nucleotides. It is a transcript of the gene Atg101, whose product is annotated as autophagy-related protein 101-like. NCBI's taxonomy places the organism in Eukaryota, Metazoa, Arthropoda, Malacostraca, Decapoda, Portunidae. The coding region runs from base 34 to 690 and encodes 218 amino acids. The transcript is spliced from 6 exons. Gene Ontology annotation, biological process: autophagy; autophagosome assembly. Gene Ontology annotation, cellular component: phagophore assembly site. The record is from RefSeq and is a predicted model, not a curated record.
AGCUGUUCCCCGACGCACCAAAACAAAGCCAAGAUGAACGCUAACACGCAGGUCCUCGAAUUGAAUGUGGAGGGAAGGCAAGUGGAUGAAGCAGUGCUAAGUCUUUUCCACACACUGCUCUUCCAUAGAUCUACAGGAAAAUUCCACUAUAAAAAUGAUAACACAUAUGCGGUUGGCACCAUUGGAUUCCAAGAUGUGGACUGUGACUUCAUUGACUUCACAUAUGUGCGGUGUUCCUCAGAGCAGCUAGACAGAAGCAUCCGCCGUGAAGUUAGUGGCUUCUGUGAAGCCAUCCGGGCACCAGAUGCACCUCCGAGUGGCCAGGUUGCUUUAGAAUUCUACCAACGGAAGCGUGGCAGAUGGCCCUUUGCCACAGAAAGUAUCCCAUGGGAGGUGUGGACCCUGAGAGUUAAUGUGGUCUCCUUGAACAAUGAGCAUGAACGGCAGAUCUGGCGAGAGAAGGUUGGUGAAUCCCUUGGUGAGCGCCUCCUUCGCAUCACAGACACACUCAAUAGACACGACUACAUACCCUCCCCGCCCAACCAGUCAGAUAUUGACUACAUAUAUGACACUAACUAUCCUGAUGUCCAGCCAUUUCUCUUUAAGGUAAACUACACUGUCUCUGCUCCCAGUAAUCCCUCCACCACUACCACUAUCAAGAAACUGCUCAAGGACACCUUAGCACUAUAACAUUGGCUUUGUCCUAGGUUUCUGCAGCAUUUGUGUUUUUGCUGAAAUGUGAAGGUCAGUCAAGUGUGGUUCAUAGGCUGCUGUUGAGUAUGAUGCAUACUUACAAUGUGUCUAGUGGGUCUUGUAUGAGGUCUUGGGAGUGACCUUAUACAUUGUAUUGGUCACAGAGAAUUUUGAAAUUUUGGUUUUGAGCUGCUUAGCCUUUACCAUAUGUGUGUGUGGUAUGGAUACAUGGAAAGGUUUUGGUAAUGAAAGCAAUUUUCAUAAAUAUUUUGAGAAAAGAAAGAAGAGGUGUAUGUUAGAAUAUUCUAAAUUUGAGAUUUUUAACAAAGUAGGUUAUAUUUCUGGAAUUACUGGCUUGUAAGACAGUAAUUUUUUAAUUUUAUACCCACCUGUUAAUCCAUCCAUCAAUGUAAGCUUGCAGUUAGUGGGUAACUGUGAGUAUCAAGUGAUCAUCUUAGGAUAAUUUCAUUCCUAGCCAGCCCAGCUAAUUAUGAUAUGUCGUUUAUGCAGCGGUGGUGGGCAGCAGCUGGUGCUUAAAAGUUGGUUUGACAUAAGUACUUAUGUAAAUUAGUAUCAUUAUUCAAUCUGGUUCAGACACAGACAAGAGCAAACAGUAUUCUUGUUGAUAACACAACUGUUGGGACAUAUGUAGUGAGGAAGUCAAAUGGCCGCAUAAUCUGGUAGGAGUAGCCCACCACCACCAACACCAACACCAUCAGCAUAUAUUUUAGUACAAGUUAGGAUGGCAUGCAGUGAUUCAGCUUAGAAAUGCAACAGGAUUCACUUAAAGCAUAAAACUAUAUAGUUCAAUCAUCAGAUUGUGUGAAUGUGUGCCUCACAAAUGGCAUGGCUUGUUGCCACUUCCCAUGAGCUGAUGAUGAAAAGUUAAUAAUUUAGCUUUUGAGGAAAAGUUGUGGGUAGAUUCUUUCAUCCCACUUGGGGUAACAUAACAUAGUGAGUAUGGAUUUCCUUUUUUUGCUUGUCUCAAAGUUUGUUUUUCUUUCUGUUCAGAACUAUGAAAUAUUUCGUAACUUGCUGAUAAAUACCUGGUGUUUGGCGAUCCUAGCUCCCACACACCAGGAACAUCCUUACCUCACUUGUUAUUUUACCUCAUAAGCAUUGUAAUCGCAUAAAUGGCAAGUUGAAUUAUAGCUUGAUUCCUUUAUUAUACAGUAAGGAUUUUAAAUAAUACAAGAUCAGACACAUCUGUAAGCAUUCAGACAUGUACAGUGAGGCCUUGACAUAUGAUGAAGUGAAAAUGUGACAGACUGAGAUGCCAUUGUUGUCCAUGCUUUUUCAUGUAUUGUGGAGAAAAAUGUUGGCUUUGGUAGUUGAAUGAAGGCAGCACACUGUACUAAAACAAGCAGCUGUGUGAGGCACACAGCUGUGCUGUGCAUUAUUACAAUCCAACAUUCUUACAUUUUUAUGGUGUAAAUAAGUUUUCUUUAGAAGGACAAUUUUAAUGCCUUACCAGUUUGUUUCACUGCAUUGUAUAAGAACAUGAUGCAAAAAGGAAAUGGAAGUGUGGAGUAUGUUUUAUUUGUUUAUUUAUUUAUUUAUUUGUUUCUCAAGCUGUUUCAAGAAUAAAGUUUGAAGCUGAUAAUUAACUGAAAUCUUAAAGCCAUACUGUUGGAUGAAGUCAGUAUAGUGAAUGUUAUGUUGGGAUAAAAUGACAGUAUUUUUAGGAUAGGGUGAACAUUUUGAAUCAUAUCUUAGGGCCUCAAUGUAUUAGUUAAAAUGGCAAUACACUGGCACCAGAGAAAGUGACAAACUGGUAAUUAAUUGAGUGAUUGUUCUAAUGCAGAGCCUAGAUGAAAGAAUGACUUGUGCAUUGAUUUACAUGUAAAUGUUUCUAGACUCACCACCCAUCAUGGAAUAAUUUCUGUCAUAUAAAUAACAUCUGGCAGCUUUCUUAUUCUCUUUUGUGUUUUCAACAUUCAUGCUAUAUUAUAUGCAUUGACAUAACAAUGCACUGAAUGUAUGAAAAUGACAGCAUUCCUCAUCUCAAUUGUGAUGAUAAUCAACACACUGAUAAACAAAAGCAUCCUUAAAGCAUGAUUCACAUAAACCUAUACUAUAUGGAUCAUAAUUUUUAAUAAUGUGCCAAAUCUAUGAAUGAGGCAGUUGAUAAUCUUGUCUUUAAGUGUUUGAGACCAAGAAGGUAAGAGUCCAGAGGGAAGAAACACUUGAUUCUCUAUUUGUGUUUGUGAUACAGGUGGGUCAUUCUUCUAUGCUCUGCAGAUAUGUUAAGGUUAUUAUGCCACCAGUGGUGUGGUAACAAAAGAUUGUCAAGAAUGGUAUAAUGUUUGAUAUAUACUGUUCAUUUCUCAUUAUGCUGUUGUUUGCAAAGUUAGCAUGGCUAGCAUGUUUAGCAAAAAACUAAUUAUCUCUUUGUAAUAUUACAUAAAUAUCCAGUAUCUUUUAUACCUGUUACUAUAACAAAAAUAUCAAUGCUUCACAAAUAUAGGCACUUUAUAGCAAAUAACGUACAAUAUUUGAAAUAUUAUAUUAAUUCUGUAUGCACCUCAGUUAAGUUGUUUGAUUGCAGUUUGAAAAUAUUUUUUGAGCGUUUCCACAAAUCAGUGCUCACAUGAGUGCUGCACAAUGCAACUAAAUGUGUUUCAUAAGGCUUAGUUAUAAUCAUCAUCUGUGUUAUCCCAUCAGUGCAUUAGAGAUAUGUUUUCAAGGAACAGUGAAAGCUUUUAGAUCAGUUCCACACAUUAGUUGAAUUGUCACUUUUCUGUAUAUAUAAGCUUGACAUGCACUUUGUAUUAAAAACACUGUUGUUACUUUUUAUAACAACAUAUGUUGCAAUGGAAAUAUUUAGAGUUUAAGAUAAGUUUUGUAGUUUUUAUACGAGUGUUUAGCUUUUUAGAAUGUUUCUUUAAUGCUUGCAAGGAAAUUGUGUCAGAAGUAUUUUGAGAGUGUCCAAGGAAAGAAUGAGAGUUAGUGAUAUUCAGGUUACCCAGACCUUGACCCUCAGAAAAGUUAGGCAUCAAGAAGUCCAUGGCUGCUUUGAUCCAGUGGUGAUGGAUCAGAGCACUAAGAAACAGACUUCCUAAGAUACAUGAAAAUGAAACAGCCUAAAAAUAAUAGUGAUUACUUUUGUAUUCAAAUCAUGGCACUGCACAUGAGUUGAAGGAAGGGAAGUACUUAGUGUUUAUGAUGUAAGAUUACAAUUUUGCAAAUAUUGUUCUCCAUAAUGAAUUGAAGAACUGAAUACAAAAUUUGUGAGAGUGUGUUAAACUCUGAAUCCUAAUAUUAUGUGAUCAAGUUUUUUAUAAUAGGUUAGUAGAGACAGAAAUAGGCUGCUAGAUAGGAAGACAGAUAAUUAUGCUUUUGUAGUGAGGACAGUAGUGUAGAUGGAUCAGCUGACUUUCACACCCUCAUUCUUGAUUUUACAUGUACAUACCCAUAUUCAUUCAUCAUUGCCAUUUCCUUAGUCACUGUAUUAUGAAACUCAGCUUCUUGUGAGUUGACAUAAACAAAGUAGCACCAUUGUCACAUAUAGAUCUUAUUUAAUCAUAGCUAUAAAUGUCUAUCACAAUAACUUAUUUUUGUAGUGGUCCAGUUUACUGAUUUUUAACAAGUGAGAUAUAGUAUUAAGCUUCAUAGGGUUGUAGAGUCAUUACAACUUCACCUUCCAUGCUCUCUUGGUCACCUGGAUUAAGUUUUCUUUUCUUCCUGAUGAAUUAUUUUACUCUAUGCUAUCAAUAAGUUUUGGUGCUCAAAAACAAUUGAAAACUGGCAGUUUUCUGCCUUUGAGUGUUAAUGCAAUUAUGGGCUUUAAUUUACAUCAGUAAUGUGGAUAUGUUGAAUUAAGAAGUUUGGAUUUUUUGCUUCUCCCGCCACUGUUUUGUUGUGUUGUGAUGCACUUAUUAUGUAGACGAUGUCAUUACUUUAGUAGACAUGGAGGCUGCACCCAGAAACUCACAAUAGAAUAGACUCAGGUUCAUUGUACAUGUAGAACUCUAUCUUUAUAAACUUCUUGAAUAAACAUAUUUUUCCCUAUGAUGAAUUUAAACUGCAGGAAAACAGUGGACUUGUAUGUGUGAGAAUCUGAUGAGUGGAGUGGGAGUCUUUUACCUGAUGUAUAUCUAAUGGGGCAUGUUAUUCUCACCACAGCACAUUUGAUAGUUCCACAUCCUGCACAGCCCUGAGCCACCACAGGAUGCUGUGUUGGACCACCUCCCCAUUCAUUACUUUGCCAAGGGAGGAGGUACAACAUGAGCCUUAACAAGGUGGCAGAUGGUACUGUUUGAGUCAAAUAGGAAGUGUUAUCUUAUAAGCCUCAGAUUUUAAACUUUGUGUAUGUGUACUGAUACCAUAUUUUGUGAAUAAAAGGAAAGUAAAAGUUUGUUAA